Messenger RNA from Nyctereutes procyonoides (raccoon dog), 3769 nucleotides. RefSeq names its product small integral membrane protein 42 (gene SMIM42). The transcript has a single exon. The coding region runs from base 1894 to 2106 and encodes 70 amino acids. The record is from RefSeq and is a predicted model, not a curated record. Lineage: Eukaryota; Metazoa; Chordata; Mammalia; Carnivora; Canidae.
GCCCGCCUCUCGAGGUGGCUUCGGGAGUCCUGAGGCCCGGCUGGGGGAGCUGCACCUGGAGCUCACGAACACCGCGCGUUUCAUGUAAAACGAGCGAAAGACGACUCCGAGGUGGGGGGCGGACGGGCUGGGCACCUGGGAGCCAAGGAUGCACAUGGCAGUGGGUUCCCUGGGCCUUCGUUUUGUCUCCUACAUCGUGGGCUGGGUGCUGGAGAAGCACUAUGAGGGGCGUAGACCAGAGUCUCAAGAAAAGCCUGCGGGGCUUUCUGUAGCCAAACCCUGGGAAAAGGGCAAUCCCAGGAGACAUCAAGGUCUUAGACCAUGGUUGGCCUACUCAAGCCAAACGUGGUUCUACCCCCACCUGUGAGCAAAGACCAACUGGGCAUCCCAGGGCCCCACUGUUGCCCAGCUGGAGUGAGGCGCCCCUCCCCAUGCCCCGCCCUGGGUGGGGGUCCCGGGCUUCUGCAUUUGCCCAAAGGUUCUGCAUUUGCCCAAAGGUCCCCACUCAGAGGUAGCAAAGUGCCCUUCCCGGUCACCUGGGGACCCUGAGGUCCCUAUCCACCCAGCCGUCAGGCGUCACCUGUCUCCCCGACCCUGGGCUGAUGAGGUUAGGCGGAGAACUCGGACCUUCACCCCUGCCUGGCGUUGAUGUCACAGGAGCUCCGCCAGAACAGGAGAGCUAAAUAGGAUCCAGAGUCUCGGGACACCCAGAUGUCCAACAAACAGAGCUGUACGGCACACCAAGAACCACAGGAAAAAGUCUGAUUUAAAAAAAAAAAAAAAAGGAUGCUAACAGCAAGACGGUGCAGAGACUGGACGUACCCAACAAGGACUCUAAAGAAUCAUAAAAAUCCUCCAACAAGCAGCUAUGAAUAGACUUGAAACAAAGAAGAAGUAGAAAAUCUCAGAGAAGACGUUGAUGACACAGAAGGAGAACCACCUGGAAACUUUGGAACCGCGCAGUAGGAUCACCAAAGUCAAAGAUGGCCAGGAUGGGUGCGGAGGGGCUGGGGAGAGUGUCUGCGGCCGUGAGGACGCCGCGUCCGGCUGAGCCAGGCCUAGGAGCGGUCCCCGGGCGGGCAGCACAGGCCUCCUCCCGCCCGCGCACCCUCUGGGUGGUGCCCAACCCUCCAAGCUGGGCUGGCGCUGCUGGAUGCGAAUUCCCACCUACUUAGAGGGAAUACUUAACGAGGUCGCCCGGACAAUGGAGGCGGAGCGGGGUGCAGCCCGUGGGAGGCAUGUUUUCUGCCCUGUCUCUCACUGGGAGGGUGUGGACACCCUGAGUCUUCAUGGCCUGGGGUGAUUCUGUGGCGCUUACGGGAACCUCCGCGGGUGACAAGCUGCCGUAGAGGUACACGCUCACGCUUGUUCCGACGCCCACUGGCUGGUUUUGACUCGGUCCUGUGGUUGCACACAGUUGGCCCUCGGGGUGCACGGGGUCUCUGCUAUCUCUGCAGCCCCCGGGUGCGCGGGGUCUCUUCUAUCUCCACAGCUUCCUGCAUGUCUACCGUUAUGGCCAAAUGAAAAGAAGAACAGUAAAGGGGGUUCGGGGGCACCCUCACGCACAAUCGGGGAGCCCUUCCCGACCUGGAGGCCGGAAGUGAGGGCUUGUGGACUAGAACCUUCGAUUCAGACCCUUGCCUCCUGCUCAGGUGACGUCACAGAGCCUCAGGCACCCCGCCCACCACCUGGGGGUGCAUCCAUCAAGCCACCCCCUGGGGACUGUGCUUGUUGGGAAGCAGUUGCUCAACCUCGCGGACAAGGCCUCCGCCGCGGCGACAUCCAUCCCAGGGCGGCGGGUGCACGUGAACACCAGGGCUGAGGACGCGUGGAGGGGCUGCCGGCUGGGGUGUAGCCAUCGGGGCAGUCUGUGUCCACACCCCUCGGCUCCCCAUGUCUUCCUCACAACUCCCAGCCUUCCUGUGGGACAAGGGCACCCUCGCCACCGCCAUAGCGGACCCCGCCUACCUGGUGAAGGUCCUCUUCUUCUCUACGCUCUUGAUGACACUCGUCGCUCUCCUCAUCCUGGUCUGGAAAGUCACCAAAGACAAAGGCUCCGCGGUCAGAGCGCGAGACCCACGGAAGGUGGGGACCCCGCUGGCAUGAAGACGCAGGGGCUCUGCCGUGGGCACCCCUGAGGGCCCGCCCAGAGGCUCAGAGGGUGGGGGGGAGCCCGCGCCCCCGAGCCCCCGCCUCCCUCGCCCUCCGCCGCCGCGGCCUCCGGUGAGGCGGCGCGUCCCCUGGUCCCCUAUCCGGGCCGUUCCCGGGUCCUCUCUCUGUGGAUCUCCCAGACGGAAGCCGUAAAUGGCUCUGGGUUUCUGCAUGAACAGAGGAAAGGGGAGCACGGAGGGCCACACACGGAUGGCGAGGCCCGGGUCCCGUGUCAGCGGGGCGGGCUUACCUCGGGACGGGCGGGAGCCCCCGGGGCGCCCACGGCUCACGGCCCGGCUCCAGGAGAUCCUCGGGCUCCGACAGCUCGCCCCCCCCCCCCGAGUCCUGGGGUAAGCAGCCCCCACGCGUUGCCUGGCCCUCCAAUAAAAGGGUGCCGCCCCUCGACGAGUGACUUGAGGCACCCGGUACCCCUCUCUCCUGCCCGCCCCCAGCCGCAGGGUUGGCGGACUCCGGGAACGUCCUGUUCUAACCUAGUGACUCCGUCCUAAGCGGCGAUUCCCGAGCGUCCAGCGAACUGACCCGCUUCGCAAGUGGCGUCCGAGUUCAAGGGCCUGUGCUCUGGAAACGCGCAGUCUCCCUCGGGCUUGGGUCGCCCCCAGGGGCAUUUGGCCAUUUGCCCGGAAGGAAUCAGCAGUGUUUUGGGGAAAUGCCUCCGUGUCCAACCCCACUGUUAAGGCCCCCCCCCCAAGAGCCCUGCUGUCACUUAGAACCCUGGAGCCGUGUCCCGGGUCUCCGACCGUCUUCUUCCCCUGGAAUCGGGCUGCGAAUCUGCAUCUGGACCGUGGCUCGGCCACGAGGUCCCACCUUCACCCGUAGAGGUUUAGGAGCCUGGUCACCUGGUGCUGAGGGCAGGCCCGUCCCAGCGCCAGACCCAAGGGGGGCCCACCCGGGUCAGCGGGGCUCCCAGCUGCCCGCUCCGCUGUCUCAGGAGACGUGGCUUGUUCCAUGGUCCAUGAGCUUCAGCAGGGACGGAGCACGGCGAGUCGGCGAGGCGCCCGGAGGCCUCAGGGCGGAGCAGGAUGUGCCCGUCUCUCCUCUGCACGUGGGUCCCUUUCUCUGAGGCCGCUGGCAUCGUCUCCCGCCACUACCGCACCCCGUCUCCGUCCAGCAUGCCAGCUUGGGAGGCAGAGGGUGGGGUGGGGCCUUGCCCUGAGUGCACACAGCUUCCACGCGUGGCUCAGGAGGAGGGCUCCGCGGGGGCCCGAGCACGCCGUGGGGUCGGCCGCAAGGUCCUCGCCACCCCGACCUUCGCCGACCCGUCUCCCGCCCUGCAGAGCCUGCGGUCAGCCGUCAGAUGCUUGCAGAGCAUGUGCCAUGGACCAGGCUGAGUCCCGGGCAGCGGGGCUGCAAGGGGAAGGGGCCCCAUCUUCCCAGUGCACCGAGACCCAGACGUCGGGGAGGCGGUCACACGCGGGGAUGCUGGUUACAAACCCAGACGAGCGCUCCAGCCUUACGGGGGGCCUGUGGGGUGUGAGUGUGGAGCUGGCCACGGGCCGGGCGCCAGGUGUGCGCGGGAGGCUGCGCGGAGGCCGACCCUCCGGAGCGAGGCCAGCACCGCGGGGCCCGUCAGGGGCGGAGUUGGCUGUGUCCACGGAGG